Trichomonas vaginalis G3 is the source of this 1632-nucleotide messenger RNA. RefSeq names its product vesicle docking involved in exocytosis. The transcript has a single exon. Gene Ontology annotation, biological process: vesicle-mediated transport; intracellular protein transport. NCBI's taxonomy places the organism in Eukaryota, Parabasalia, Trichomonadida, Trichomonadidae. Gene Ontology annotation, cellular component: Golgi membrane. The coding region runs from base 1 to 1632 and encodes 543 amino acids. The record is from RefSeq and is a predicted model, not a curated record.
AUGAACGUUCAAGUUGCUUCAUAUAAAUACAUUUCAUUUAUACUUGCUGGACUUGCUGGUCCCAAGGUUGUGUUAUUUGAUGAAGAAACUCUUCCUAUCAUCAGUAUGUCAAUGACAAAGACAGAAUUGCUUUCAUUAGAAGUUGUUUUAACAGAAAGCUUCACGAAAAUCAUCGAAGGUCCAUAUUCUGCCGAUCUUCAAUCACUUCCGGCAAUUUGUUUCUUAAGACCAACAGAUGAUAACGUAAAUUACAUUUGCAAUGAACUCAGUCACCCGCAUUUCAUGAAAUAUACAUUAGUAUUCACUAAUGUUGUUUCAGAAGCUUUCCUUCGUCAAAUUGCUUCAAGAGAUAACAAUAGUCUCAUAAAUUCAAUUCAAGAAGCGUAUUUAGAUGUUUAUCCUAUUGGAUCUCGUAUGUUUUCAAUCGGAACUAAAGGAAUUCGCGAUAUUAGAGAGAAUUAUAUUCCAUCCAACCCAAAGAUUUCAAGAAUUGUCGAUGGCUUGUUUUCCAACCUUUGCUCGCUAAAGGUUAGACCUCAAAUUCGUUACGACAAGAACUCUCCUGUUUGCCAAGCCAUAGCAAAUUCGAUUUCUCAGCAAGUCAAUCAAUACGUCGAUAUAUUCUCAGCCCAACCAUCACCCCAUCUUUUACUUAUCCUGGACAGAAUUUCUGACCCAGUAACUCCUUUACUUCACCAUUGGUAUUAUAAUGAUGCAAUUCACGAGCUGUUCGGCAUCAAAGACAACACUGUUAUAAUCGGAGAUAAGCAGUUAGUCCUCGACGAACGUACAGAUUUCAUUUUUGCUGAGUUUGCCUUCAAAUAUCUUGGAGAUGCUUUUACAGACAUUACAAAGAAGCUUGAUGCCCUUAAACUGACAGCAGAUAGCAUUAAGUCUCAACCUGCCGACAUUUCGGACUUCCACGAGAAGAUUGCGAAGGUAUCUCGUGGUCAAGAAGAAAAAACUCGUAUUGCAGAGCAUGUCAACAUUCUAGAAGCCAUCCAAGACAAAGUCAAUGGCAAAAAGUUGUCAUUAACACAACUAGAACAGGUUGUUGUCACAGAUAACGAUUCUCAACAGAUGCUUGAUCUUGUUUUACAAGCUAUCAGGAAUCCAACAACAUCAGAAGAAGAUGCACUUCGACUUUCACUUAUUUACUCACUGCAUUUUGAUGGCCAAGGCAUUGAUCAAAUUGAUAACGCUUUAGGUGAAAGAUUUGUUGCCGAUUCUAAGCGUUUCUUAUUACAGAAGAUCAAUGAGUAUGCCGGCUCACUCAAGCGAGGUGGUGAUGAUGAGUUAUUCGGCAACAAAUCUAAGAUGGCGCAAUUAUUAAAGACAGUUAAGAGCUUCAAACAAGCUAAUGAGGACCAAUACGAUCUAUUCAAGUCAUUGGUUUUCCGAUUGAUAAAGAAGAUCUCAGAGGGACAGCUCAAAGAAGAAACUUAUCCAUUUGUUCAGAAAAACAACAUGUGCUCCGUCAAACCAUCUAAAGUUAUCAUCUUCGUUGCAGGGGGAGUCACAUACGAAGAAGCACGUGUUGCAGGACUCUUGUCUACAAAAGAUUUCGAAGUCAUCGUUGGAGGAACAGACGUUAUCAACGCCAAGCAAUUCAUAGAAUACGAACUCUUAUAA